This is a messenger RNA of Photinus pyralis (common eastern firefly), 2406 nucleotides long. RefSeq names its product rhophilin-2 (gene Rhp). Gene Ontology annotation, biological process: negative regulation of stress fiber assembly; signal transduction. The transcript is spliced from 11 exons. The coding region runs from base 212 to 2203 and encodes 663 amino acids. Gene Ontology annotation, molecular function: protein binding. The record is from RefSeq and is a predicted model, not a curated record. NCBI's taxonomy places the organism in Eukaryota, Metazoa, Arthropoda, Insecta, Coleoptera, Lampyridae.
GUGCAUUAUUUCCAUGUGAGUUAUUUUGUCGAGAGAUAAUAGAACAUAUUUAGAUAGUGCGCAGCUCAGUCACCUUGUUCAUUCAAUCACAAGGCAGGUACGCACAGUCGCCGUCCGUUUCCGCAAGUACCUACCUACCCUAAAUUCGGGAACGCGCGUGCAAAUACGACUGAAUUCAAAAAGGGACAUAGUGGCGCCGUUUUUUUUCAAAAUGAGUGAUUGUGAAAACAAGGAUUUAUUUAUCGACAGCUACGAUGAUCUUCCAAAGAAGACCUUUGUAAGGGGUUCCGAUCCGCGAGUAGCAACAUGCCGCGGCAAAUUGCAGAACAAGCGCUCCAAAUUAAAUCAGGAGAUCAAUAAGGAAUUAAGGUUAAGGGCGGGCGCCGAAAAUCUCUUUAAGGCGACUACGAAUCGAAAGUUACGAGAAACGGUGGCACUAGAACUUAGUUUUGUCAACUCCAAUCUUCAGCUGCUCAAGGAGCAAUUGGCGGAGCUAAACUCUUCGGUAGAACUUUACCAAAGUGAUAGCAUGGAUUCCGUAAUGCCGAUGAUACCUCUUGGUCUCAAAGAAACGAAGGAGAUCGAUUUCAUGGAUCCGUUUAAGGAUUUCAUUUUGGAGCAUUACAGCGAGGAUGCUUUCCAGUACGAGGAUCCCAUUACAGAUUUCAUGGACACGCGACAGGCGAUGAGGACGCCACUUCGAGACAACGCGGGCAUAGCGUUGCUCUUUAGGUACUACAAUCAACUGUAUUUCGUAGAGCGUAGAUUUUUUCCGCCCGAUCGAUCACUCGGUAUAUAUUUUGAGUGGUUUGAUUCUUUGACAGGUGUACCUUCGUGCCAGAGGACGGUCGCAUUUGAGAAGGCGUGCGUUUUGUUUAACAUAGGCGCUAUUUACACGCAAAUUGGAACAAAACAGGACCGCUGCACGGCCAAGGGAUUAGAUUCCGCUGUUGAUAGUUUCCUGAGGGCUGCUGGAACAUUCAAGUAUAUCCAUGAAAAUUUUACAAACGCGCCUUCGAUGGAUUUGGGACCUGAAAUGCUAGAGAUGUUAGUUCAACUUAUGCUGGCACAAGCUAGAGAAUGUCUCUUAGAAAAACUAGAGCUCCAAUCGCGAGAGGAUCGUUCUGUAGAUAUUUCGUUCGAUUUAGCUCAGGAGGCGGCGCAGCUAUCACAGUGCUACGCAAACGUUCAUCAGCUCAUCACGCACGAGACCGUCCGCGAUUAUGUACCUUACAGCUGGGUUUCUCUAGUACAAGUGAAGCGCGAGUAUUUCAACGGAAUGGCCCACUACCACGCCGCUAGCGGCAUUCUUCACGAAGCGGCGUCUCAAAUGUCAGCAGCCACCAAAGAUAUUUUAAGGUUUCUGCAUGUCGAAUCCACAUCGACCCAACUCAACAUCCGUUUGCCAAAAGACGACGUCGAAAGGCGGCUGUUAGGCAAGGCUCAUCUUCGGGAAGCGCUGGUGCUGCACGAAGAGUGCCAAAGGUUACAACGAAUGUGCCGCGAGUUAAAAAGUAAAUUAGCGCUAACUUGCGUUUUAAGAAUCGCUCAUAGCGAAGCGCUCCAGAGUUACACCGCCAACGAACACGAAGACGACUUCCGAGAGCUGUUAGAUCCGCCACAAAUACAACCGUCCACCAAAUUUCAACUGUCACUCACCGCCCCGGAUUUCGCCCAGCAUCGAGUCAACGACUUGUUUCGAGCCUUAGGACCUAUAGCGAUAUUUUCCGCGAAGAGACACUGGACGGCGCCGCGUCUCGUCCAGCUACACCGAGGUCGCAACUCCGAUGGCUUCGGAUUUUCAGUUCGAGGAGACGCCCCGGUUAUCAUAGCGAACGUCGAGUCUAAUUCCCUGGCCGAGUUUGGUGGAGUGAAAGAAGGCGAUUUUAUCGUAAAUAUCUUAGACAAGGAUGUGAAAUGGUCUUCGCACGACGAAGUCGUGAAAUGCAUCAAAAAUGCCGGAGACUCGCUUAGUUUAAAAUUAGUCACCCCUAUGGAUAGAAAUUAUUUAAAGCCGGUUAAAUCUAACAAAGGUUCUGUAAGUACACACAGUAGCAGUUCAGGUAUAUCAAGUGGUUUGUCGAGUCCUUCCGGUUCAGUAGCCCAACACAGUAACCACAAAAGAUUAACGUGGAAUCUAUUUAAAAGACACUCAACGUCAAGGGAAGGUAAAGAUUUUUACGAUAAUGUUAUAUUAAGGUAAUUUAAUUUGUAAAAUAUUGUAAACAUCACAUAUUUAUUUUGAAGUGAUUCAGUAAGUUUCCUGAACCAUACUAGUUUAUUCUGUGCUUAUUUAACUAUAAGAUUAGUGAAAGACUGAUAUUUAAGAAAAAGUUAUGUAGGUAUACAUUUUUUGUUUAUAUUUUAUUUGUACAGCAAUAAGAAUUUGAAUAUGUUUUUGCAGUA